AUGUCAGAGGAAGCACCCGCACCUGCGGCCGCUGCCGCCCCGGCCAAGGCGGCCAAGAAGAAGACGACGGCUUCCAAGCCGAAGAAGGUGGGUCCCAGCGUGGGCGAGCUGAUCGUGAAAGCCGUGGCCGCUUCCAAGGAGCGCAGCGGCGUGUCCACAGCCGCUCUCAAGAAGGCUCUGGCUGCCGGAGGCUACGAUGUGGACAAGAACAAGGCCCGCGUCAAGACCGCCAUCAAGAGCCUGGUGGCCAAAGGCACUCUGGUGCAGACCAAGGGCACCGGGGCCUCCGGAUCCUUCAAGAUGAACAAGAAAGCUACCGAGAGCAAAGCCAAGAAGCCGGCCGCUGCCAAAGCCAAGAAGCCGGCCGCUGCCAAAGCCAAGAAGCCGGCCGCUGCCAAAGCCAAGAAGCCGGCCGCUGCCAAAGCCAAGAAGCCGGCAGCAGCCCCUAAAAAGCCCAAGAAGGCAGCGGCAGCCAAGAAGCCCGCAGCCGCUAAGAAGUCCCCCAAGAAGGCCAAGAAGCCCGCUGCGGCGGCAGCCAAGAAGGCCACCAAGAGCCCCAAGAAGGCGGCAGCCAAGAGCCCCAAGAAGGUCACCAAGAAGGCUCCCGCAGCCAAGAAAGCCCCUGCCAAGAAGGCCGCCAAGCCCAAAGUCAAGAAGGCGGCCACAGCAGGCAAGAAGAAGUGA
Pelmatolapia mariae (spotted tilapia) is the source of this 684-nucleotide messenger RNA. RefSeq names its product histone H1-like. Gene Ontology annotation, cellular component: nucleosome. The record is from RefSeq and is a predicted model, not a curated record. Gene Ontology annotation, biological process: nucleosome assembly. The transcript has a single exon. Bases 1 to 684 code for a protein of 227 amino acids. Gene Ontology annotation, molecular function: DNA binding; structural constituent of chromatin. NCBI's taxonomy places the organism in Eukaryota, Metazoa, Chordata, Actinopteri, Cichliformes, Cichlidae.